AUGUGGCGAAGCUGGGACAGUGGAAACUUCAGAGUGGUCUACGCAAUCUUGCACAAUUUUGCGUUCGAUGCGAUCUGCUGGCUCGAAAUUGACCAGCGGGUCUUCGGGCCGAUGGAGACAAGCGAGCCUAAUGAAGUAUGGAGAGAGCAUUUGAACUUGCUGAGUGACGAUGAGAAUCACGAGACGGAUGAAAGUAUUGUUGAGUCGUUGACAAAGAAGCUAAGCGAGAUGGAAGACAGGGUCUUGGCAUGGGACCCGAACGAGUUUACCGAGGCAUUUCGCCAAGCAUUGAUGAGACAAGGCGCAACGAAACCUCCGCGUUUGGAAGAAUCAGAUUUCAAGAUUCAGACAAGACCCGACCGAUCUGUCGAGGUGCAACAGUUUACCCCAAAAGAUGACUACCUGAUGCGGGUCUCCGCGACUGAGCACAAGCCCCCCCCCCCCCCCCCCCAGUUUAGCAACGCAAAUUUCUUCAAUUUCCUUCAGCACCGUACCAUCGUGCGGCGGGAUACGAACAUUCAAAUACAAGGCGUCAACAAUUCGCCAAAGCAUACCAUCCUAGAACAUUUCAUUUCGAAUGCUUCAAAUUAUCCCAUGGCCUCGUCAGUGAUUCACCGCGACUAUCCUGGGGAUGAGAAAGCCGUGUCGGAGUGCAAACAAGGGGCGCUAUCCGAUGGAACGCGAGAUGCCGCAGAGCGUGGCCACCUUGCGACGGACCAAUAUGGACAUGCAUUGGUGCAAUUUGACCCAGUCGCCGAGUCGCGUCUUCGUUGGAAGAUGGAUCUGUACAUUGUGCCCACGGUGGCAAUGAUGUACCUUUUUUGUUUCAUCGAUCGUGCAAACAUCGGCAAUGCGAAGCUAGCCGGUUUCAGCAAAGAUCUUGGACUCAAGGGGUACGACUAUAACAUUGUGCUUUCCAUUUUCUUUGUCGCCUAUAUCAUCUUUGAGAUUCCUAGCAAUAUCGCAUGCAAAUGGAUCGGACCUGGCUGGUUCCUCCCCUCUAUUACGCUGGGAUUCGGCAUUUGCUCCGUCGCAACGGCCUUUGUCCAGAACAUUCACGCUGCUUGUGGUGUCCGCUUCUUGCUCGGUAUGUUCGAAGCAGGUCUGUUGCCUGGAAUCGCAUAUUACAUGAGUCGAUGGUAUCGCCGCAGUGAACUGGCCUUCCGUCUGUCACUGUACAUCGUCAUGGCGCCCCUAGCCGGCGCUUUUGGCGGACUUUUGGCUUCAGGUAUCUUGAAGUUGGACCACUUUGGCAGUCUGAAGACCUGGCGGAUGCUCUUUGCCAUAGAAGGUCUCGUGACCAUUGGAAUUGCUCUGAUCGCGUUUCUGACCAUGACUGAUCGGCCCGAGACUGCGCGCUGGCUGUCGCAGGAGGAGAAGGAUCUGGCGAUUGCCCGUCUCAAGUCGGAGCGCGUCGGCACCACGGAAGUGCUUGAUCGACUGGACCUGCCGAAAACUCUUCGUGGCAUAUUCAGUCCUGUUACACUGAUCACCGCGACCAUUUUCCUUCUCAACAACAUCACCGUUCAAGGACUGGGAUUCUUUGCGCCCACUAUUGUCCAGACAAUCUACCCGAAGGCAACGGUGGUGUCACAGCAGCUUCAUACUGUUCCACCUUAUGUGGUCGGUCUUUUUGUUGUGACCCCGCCGCUGGUGAUGACCGGGUACAUCAUGUUUCUUGCGAGCGAAGACCCGAUGGUUCGCUAUGGAGCGACUUUCAUCAUUGCAUGCGGUGCCUUCUCGUUUGGCGCCCUUUGCAAUGCCCACGUGUCUGCCAAUGUUAUCUCGGACACAGCUCGAUCAUCUGCGAUUGGAACCGUCGUCAUGUUCGGCAACAUCGGCGGGUUGAUUUCAACUUGGUCGUUCCUUCCCUCCGAUGCGCCCAAUUAUCACGUUGGGAACGGACUGAACCUCGCGACCUCUUCGACGACAUUGUUGCUUGGUGCAGGGUUGUGGGCUUGGAUCGGGUGGGACAACCGACGGCGGGGCCAGAUCGAUGUCAACGCCGCUUUGACAGGUCUCUCCCAAAAGCAGGUCCAAGACAUGGAUUGGCGCAAUCCUGCAUUCCGCUGGCGUCCAUGA
Penicillium diatomitis is the source of this 2082-nucleotide messenger RNA. Its product is annotated as putative MFS transporter. Gene Ontology annotation, biological process: transmembrane transport. The record is from RefSeq and is a predicted model, not a curated record. Gene Ontology annotation, molecular function: transmembrane transporter activity. The coding region runs from base 1 to 2082 and encodes 693 amino acids. Gene Ontology annotation, cellular component: membrane. Lineage: Eukaryota; Fungi; Ascomycota; Eurotiomycetes; Eurotiales; Aspergillaceae. The transcript has 8 exons.